AUGAAGCUCUUGAACAUCUUUGCAUUCAUCAUUACUUCAGUUGAAGCAUCUGAGGGAGGUCAUCAUGGCCGUCCCUUCCAACCAUCUCGACCUUCCCUACGCCCCCCUCCAACUUUUCCAAGACCUCAUCCCAAAAACACAUCAAUUCCUGGACCAAUAGUCGAUCUCGGUUACGAGCGUCAUCAAGCCAUCUUCAAUUCCACCGGCCACUAUAAUAACUUCAGCAAUAUUCCCUACGCUAUUCCACCUCUCCAAGAUCUUCGGUUUUCAAAACCUCUUCCUAUAAAUAGUACUUCUUCGCAUAUUAAUGAUGGUUCCAUCGGACAUAUAUGUCCACAAGCUCGUCCAGAUUGGACAGAGGAUGCUGGUCUACUAGUUGCGUUGUAUACUUUGGGACUUAUUAAUAAUAUAGAUCCAAGUCACUUGAAACCAAAUCCAUUUGAAGACGUUCCUAAUGGUUGGGAAAGCGAGGAUUGUUUGUUGUUGGAUGUGGUUGUACCAGAGGGAGUAGCUGAAGCGGUGGAGGAAGAUGAUGAUUUUGUUCCUUUACCAGUAAUGGUUUGGAUACACGGAGGGGGUUUUACGUUCGGACAUAAGAAUCAAGAUGGUAGUCCAUAUGGUUUUCUCAAUGCUUCUACCUUCACAUCAGAAAGCGUAGCUAUCCACGAUAGCAUCAUUUUUGUAACCCUAAACUACCGUCUCGGCGCCUUCGGUUUCCUCUCCACCCCUGACAACUCGACCGACCCUCACCCAACCCCAAACGCUGGUCUCUACGACCAAGCUCUCGCCUUAAACUGGGUUUCCCAACACAUAUCCAAAUUUGGGGGUGACCCCGACCGUGUGACCGUCAUCGGAGAAUCUGCCGGCGCAUCAUCUAUCCUGCACCACAUUACAUCUUAUGGCGGCUCGUCGUCCUCAUUAAACCCAGAUUCCUUACCACGUGCACCUUUUCAACGAGCUAUUCUACAAUCCCCAGCCUUUUUUCCCGCAGCCGAUGCUGAUACCGAGCUCGAGGCUUUUGACGACUUUUUAUUCGUAGCUAGAGCAGAUACUUUUGAAGAAUUGAAGAACAAGCCUGAGGAAGUAUUGAUUUCUGCCAAUAAGCUUUUGGUUUCGAAAUCGCCAUAUGCACAAUUUACUUUCGGACCUACUCUAGACACUAUUUUUAUCCCAAAGCCUGUUUCCGUUCUAUUGAGAGAUGGAGAUUUCUGGGAUGACAUUGAUGGGAUAAUGGUUGCUCAUAAUUCACUUGAGGGACUGUUAUUUACAGACAUCAAAGCUGUGGAAAAUGAUGAUACAUUUGCGACAUUCAUACGGAAUAGUUUACCAGGAUUAAAAGAUGAAGAUUUAGAGUACAUUGUUAAGGAUCUGUAUCCUUUGGACGACGAAAAUGCAGGAGUUCUGGAUAAAUUGCUCAGGGGUGCAAAUGCAACAGCGGAACUGAGCACGAUUUGUAAUGCGGUGUAUUUGCUUGAUGCUUUUGGAGCUGAGGGGAGUUAUAAGUAUGUUUUUGGAGUAGAACCGGGUGUUCAUGGACAGGAUGUUGGGUUUUCGUUCUAUCAAAAACCGCCUUCUGAUCCAGCAGAUAUAUACAACACGGGAAAGGUCCUUCCAUCUACCGAAAUCGUUGCACAAACACUUCAGGCCUAUAUUGUUGGGUUUGUGAAAGAAGGAGAUCCGAAUCGCGGGUUGAUUGGACCAGAGUUUCCAGUUUAUAAAGAUGGGAUUGUAAUUCUUGGAUCGAAAGAAAAUGGAAGUAUGAUUGUACCGGAAGGAGAAGUGAGAGUAGAAGAGGAUUUGUGGGUUGAUGUAGGGACGAGAGAGAGGUGUAAGUGGUGGGGUGAAGCGAGAUAUUGGGAUGGAUAUGAAGGAGGUGAUGACAACGAUGGGAAUGAUGGAAGUGAUGGAGACAAGAAUGGAGACGACGGAAACGAAGAUGAUGGGAAUGAGAACGAGGACGAUGAUACGCAAUCCAGCCUCAAAGUCCACACAUCUCACAAAACAAUCCCACGCCCAUUAAAAAACUGGAGAAACAAUCCUUCUUCAUCUCAGCUCCAAAACGCCGACUCCAUCACACCCACAUUCUCAGACAUCUUCAAAACCAGGAACGAUGGUAAGAAAGUGGAAUGGCACGCGGAGUGGAAGUCUGAUUGGAUGGGCAAUAGUGAAAAGGCUUUCGCGAAUACUGAGGGAAGUGAUAUCAAAGGAAAGGAAAGUGAGAUUGAAGAGAAAGAAGAGUUGAGAUGA
This is a messenger RNA of Botrytis deweyae, 2247 nucleotides long. RefSeq lists its product as uncharacterized. Lineage: Eukaryota; Fungi; Ascomycota; Leotiomycetes; Helotiales; Sclerotiniaceae. The coding region runs from base 1 to 2247 and encodes 748 amino acids. The transcript is spliced from 5 exons. The record is from RefSeq and is a predicted model, not a curated record.